This is a messenger RNA of Thlaspi arvense, 406 nucleotides long. The record is from the annotation of a GenBank genome assembly. NCBI's taxonomy places the organism in Eukaryota, Viridiplantae, Streptophyta, Magnoliopsida, Brassicales, Brassicaceae.
CAUCAAAUCCUUAUCGGCCGGUGCUCACAAAACCAACCAAACAACUAUGGCUACUGAGAAAUUAGGGAUCACAAUCGAGAAGAAUCCACCCGAGUCCAAACUCACCGAACUCGGUGUUCGUAAUUGGCCCAAGUGGAAACUUGUUCCUGUAGCCAAGUUCCCAUGGACUUUCACUAAAAAGGAGACAUGUUAUCUAGUUGCGGGGAAAGUGAAAGUGACUCCUGAUGGAUCUGAUGAAAGUGUAGAGAUCGAAGAAGGUGACUUAGUUGUUUUCCCUAAAGGAUACAGUUGCACUUGGGAUGUCUCUGUUCCUGUUGAUAAGCACUACUACCAUUCCGACGCAUCCUUAUCCAGUCAGGAGAACACAUCGUUGGUGUUUGGCGUGUUCUCCAAGUGUCAGUCGAGU